Myripristis murdjan (pinecone soldierfish) is the source of this 411-nucleotide messenger RNA. Its product is annotated as proteoglycan 4-like. The transcript is spliced from 2 exons. The record is from RefSeq and is a predicted model, not a curated record. The coding region runs from base 1 to 411 and encodes 136 amino acids. Lineage: Eukaryota; Metazoa; Chordata; Actinopteri; Holocentriformes; Holocentridae.
AUGGGUCUCCAUGGAGCCGAGCAGCUGUCCAAUCAGAGAGCAGCUCAGCUGCUGCAGCCACCCCCAGACCCCCAGACCCCCGGACCCCCAGACCAUCAGACCCUCAGACCCCCAGACCCCCAGACCCUCAGAUCCUCAGACCCCCAGACCCUCAGACCCCCAGACCCUCAGACCCUCAGACCCUCAGAUCCCCGGACCCCCGGACCCCCAGACCCUCAGACCCCCGGACCCCCAGACCAUCAGACCCUCAGACCCCCAGACCCCCAGACCCUCAGAUCCUCAGACCCCCAGACCCUCAGACCCUCAGACCCCCAGACCCUCAGACCCUCAGACCCCCAGACCCUCAGACCAUCAGACCCUCAGACCCUCAGACCCUCAGACCCCCAGACGAUCAGACCCCCAGACGCCUAG